Messenger RNA from Manacus vitellinus (golden-collared manakin), 1074 nucleotides. It is a transcript of the gene RUNX1, whose product is annotated as RUNX family transcription factor 1. Gene Ontology annotation, biological process: regulation of cell differentiation; regulation of transcription by RNA polymerase II; hemopoiesis. The transcript is spliced from 5 exons. The coding region runs from base 1 to 1053 and encodes 350 amino acids. Gene Ontology annotation, cellular component: nucleus. NCBI's taxonomy places the organism in Eukaryota, Metazoa, Chordata, Aves, Passeriformes, Pipridae. Gene Ontology annotation, molecular function: DNA-binding transcription factor activity, RNA polymerase II-specific; RNA polymerase II cis-regulatory region sequence-specific DNA binding; ATP binding. The record is from RefSeq and is a predicted model, not a curated record.
AUGCCCAACCCCGCUCCCCCCCUGCCCGCGGCCCCCGCCGCGUUCACCGGCAACUUCUCCAGGAGUUUGGAACAGCGGGAUAACUCAAUGCAAGAGAAAAGGAAAAGCUUCACGUUGACAAUCACGGUGUUCACCAACCCCCCCCAAGUAGCCACAUACCACAGAGCCAUCAAGAUAACAGUGGAUGGACCUCGGGAACCCAGAAGACACCGUCAGAAGAUGGAUGAGCAGACAAAGCCGGGCAGUUUGUCCUUCUCCGAGCGCCUGAGCGAGCUGGAGCAGCUGCGCCGCACGGCCAUGAGGGUCAGCCCCCACCACCCAGCCCCCACAGCCAACCCACGGGCCUCCCUGAACCACUCCACUGCUUUUAACCCUCAGCCUCAGAGCCAGAUCCAGGACACGAGGCAGGUGCAGCCGUCCCCGCCGUGGUCCUACGACCAGUCCUACCAGUACCUGGGCUCCAUCGCCGCGCCCUCGGUGCACCCGGCCACGCCGAUCUCGCCGGGCAGGGCCGGCGGCAUGUCCUCGCUCACCGCCGAGCUCUCCAGCCGCCUCUCCAGCGCUUCAGACCUGACGGCCUUCAGCGACCCCCGGGUGGGCAUCGACCGCUCCUUCCCGGCGCUGCCGUCCAUCUCCGACCCGCGGAUGCACUACCCGGGGGCCUUCACCUACACGCCCACGCCCGUCAGCUCCGGCAUCGGCAUCGGCAUGUCCGCCAUGUCCACGGCCUCCCGCUACCACACGUACCUCCCGCCGCCCUACCCGGGCUCCUCGCAGGCCCAGGGCGGCCCUUUCCAGGCCGGCUCCCCUUCCUACCACCUGUACUACGGCACCUCGGCCGGCUCCUACCAGUUCUCCAUGCUCUCCGGGGGCGACCGCUCCCCGCCGCGCAUCCACCCGCCCUGCACCAACGCCUCCACGGGCUCGGCGCUGCUCAACCCCAACCUGCCCAGCCAGAGCGACGUGGUGGAGGCCGAGGGCAGCCACAGCAACUCGCCCACCAACAUGGCCAGCACGGCGCGGCUGGAGGAGGCCGUCUGGAGGCCCUACUGACCCCCCGGGAGCACCCCCGGG